GGCGACCAAUCAGCGUCGGGGAUCGGCGGGUUCAGCCUCCCAUUAUCCCACGUGAUCCUCCUCAGCAGUUCCCAGGCGGUCAGAUCGGAGAACCGGAGACUAUGGAUCAGAGGCUUGGGUUGUUCGUUCUUCUGGCGGUGGGCCUCCUCUGCCUCGGUUUGGCCCCCGUCUCUCGGGCCCAGGAUCUUGUGGAUGACGGUCUAGACGACGACGUGGACGUGGAAGACGAGCUGGAUCUGGGUUUGGCCGGAGCCGAGGAGGAGCUGGAGGGCGACCUGCAGGAUGAGGCUCCACCUGCUCCUAAAACUCCUCCCACACCCAAGGUGACCUACAAGGCUCCAGAGCCGAUGGGGGAACAUUUCUUUGCUGAGUCUUUUGACCGGGGGACACUUGACGGGUGGGUUCAGUCCAACGCCAAGAAGGAAGACGCCGAUGAAGAGAUCGCCAAGUACGAUGGUAAAUGGGCCGUGGAGGAGAUGAAGGACAGUAAGCUGCCCGGUGAUAAAGGUCUUGUCCUGAAGUCCAGAGCCAAACAUCACGCCAUCUCCGCCCAGAUGCUGCGACCGUUCAUCUUUGACACCAAACCCCUCGUCAUCCAGUAUGAGGUGAACUUCCAGUCAGGUAUCGACUGCGGCGGCGCCUACGUCAAACUGCUGACUCAGACUCCUGACCUCGACCUGGACCAGUUUGUGGAUAAGACUCCGUACACCAUCAUGUUCGGACCUGAUAAAUGUGGAGAAGAUUAUAAACUUCACUUCAUCUUCAGACACAAAAACCCCAAAACUGGAGAAUACGAAGAAAAACACGCCAAGAAACCAGACGCUGACCUCAGGACGUACUACACCGACAAGAAGACACACCUGUACACACUGGUGGUGAACCCUGACAACACCUUCGAGGUGCUGGUGGACCAGACGGUGGUGAACAGCGGCAGCCUGCUGACAGACAUGACCCCCGCUGUGAACCCCCCCGCUGAGAUCGAGGACCCCGACGACCAGAAACCCGACGACUGGGACGAGAGGCCCAAGAUCCAGGACCCGGACGCCGCCAAGCCCGAGGACUGGGACGAGGACGCUCCUGCUCAGAUUCCAGAUGAAGACGCGGUGAAACCAGACGGCUGGUUGGACGACGAGCCCGAGUACAUCGGAGACCCUGACGCCGUCAAACCUGAAGACUGGGACGAGGACAUGGACGGCGAAUGGGAGGCUCCUCAGAUCCCGAACCCCGCCUGUGAGACGGCCCCCGGCUGCGGCCCCUGGAAACGACCGAUGAUCGACAACCCCAGCUACAAGGGCAAGUGGAAGCCCCCGAUGAUCGACAACCCCAACUACCAGGGCGUCUGGAAGCCAAGGAAGAUCUCCAACCCGGCGUUCUUCGAGGACCUGCACCCGUUCAGAAUGACUCCGUUCAGCGCCGUGGGACUGGAGCUCUGGUCCAUGACCUCCGACAUCUUCUUCGACAACUUCUUCAUCACCAACGACCGCAGCACGGCCGAGCGCUGGGCCACCGACGGCUGGGGGCUGAAGAAGGCAGCAGAGGGCGCCGCUGAGCCUGGUCUGGCAACUCAGAUGCUGAACGCUGCAGAGGAGCGUCCCUGGCUCUGGGUCGUCUACGUCCUCACCGUGGCGUUACCGCUCGUCCUCAUCAUCGUGUUCUGCUGCACCGGCAAGAGGUCGUCAGGAUCAGCUCAGGGUCAUUUGAGUCUCACCAGCUUACAGGAAGAGUUUAAGGAAGCUGGACGCCACGCCUCCUCCUCUAAGAAGAGUCCAGCGACGCCGGCAGAGUACAAGAAGACGGACGCACCUCAGCCCGACGUGAAGGAGGAGGAGGAGGGGGAGGAGGAAGAGGAGGCUGAAGAGGCGGAGAAGAGCAGUCCAGCUGCAGGAGAGAAGAGCGAGGGAGAGGAAAGUCCUGCAGAGGAAGAGGAGGCAGAGAAGGAUGAAGAGAAGGACGAAGAGAAGGAUGAAGAGCAGGAUGAAGAGAAGGAUGAAGCAGCAGAUGAGAAGUCGGAGGACGACAUUCUGCGGAGAUCUCCCAGGAACAGGAAGGUCAGAAGGGACUGAUAUCUCUGAAUCCAAAGCCCUGACCUCAACACCCCCCACUCCCCUAAAAUCCCCCCGCCCCCCCUUCUUCCUCCUCUUCUUCUACCCUUGCUCCGAGGUGAUGAAGCCUAAAUGGAUCCCAUGGAAGCAGCGAAGCCGACAGGAAACUAAAUAAAAUAUGGACGCCUGAUGAUGAUGAUGAUGAUGAUGAUGAUGAUUCCAGUAUGAACAGGACUGAGUUAGAUUAAAGGAGAUUAACUGAGAUUAACUAAAACUUCCUGCAUCAUUCCUUAACAACACCUGAGCAGACUCAAACCCACGAGACCAACGUCUCCUGUCCUGAUCGCCGCCUGCCGCCACCCCGCUAGCAAGAGCCGCGCCCGACCAACGGCCCGUUACACAGCCUGUAAACAGUUUGUUAGUGAGUCUGCUGACGGGGAAAUGUGACUCUACUAGUCAUCCUACAACCUGAAGCAGCCGACCAGCAGUCACAUCAUUAGGCUUCAGCUGUCGGGAUCAUCCUGCAAACAGCCAGUAAAUCAACCUACAGAAAGAUGUUGAAUGGCCUGCUAACAGGCCUCUCAGUAGAGUAAACAGCCCACCAGCAGCUGGAGAAUCAGACAGUCAAGUAAGGCCUUAAACAGUUUGUAAAUUCCUCUCCAGACAGGCAGAACGUCUGGCUCUCAUGGUCCUGUUCGGGCUGCUAACAGGCUGCUAAUGCGUUAGCAUUAUCCUCCAAUCAAGCUACUGAAAGAAAAGUCAAGAUAAACCUCCAAACAAUCCAGGAAGUGCUGCCAUGACACCUGGUCAAUCACCUGUAAACAGCUUGUUAACUAGUCUCCUGACAGACAGAUAACUAACCAACAGUGUGGAGACUAGUAUCAGAUUUAUCUAACAACCCAAUGAUCCCACCAGCAGGCUGCUAGUUAGCCCGCUAAACUUCUCUCUAAUUUGCCAACCACUGUCUAAUUUACCAGCUGAAAUAGCUUGUUAGCGACAACAGUGACGUGUUGCUAAUUAGCCUACUUGACUACAGGUUAAAGUAGCAGAGCAUCAUCAACAGGCUGCUAACAAGUCUUCAGAUAAUCUAAGUAACUAGCGAUGAUCUUAACCCACUAACAGCCGACUUCUUCGUCUUCCAGGAGUCUGUAAAUUAGCCUGCUAGCAUCCUUAAAGAAAGCCACAACUUUUCAGUUAGCGUGCUGAUGUUUCAAGAAGUGAGAUGAGAACACUCCGGCUGACAUGAACUUUUCUUUCUUCUUCUUCUUCUCAUGUUGUUGUUGUGACGGACGUUCGCUGACGUUUUGUCUCCUCAGUGUUUUUGAUGUGUGUUACUGUCCUGAUGGCAGCAGGGAAGGUCAAAGGUCAGAGGAAGGUCAGUGUAUGUUGUUGUGACUUGUGAUGACGCGUUCCGGAACAGCUGUUGUCAGUUGCAGGUGUCAGCUGUUGGUUAGCGGAGGUGGAUCUGGUCGGACCGGUUCUCGUUCAGAACUGUGGCGUCAGCGCGGCGACGCAGCAGCAGAUGAAACUUCUUUUUAUUUGUCAGAACAAACGUUGAACAUGUCAGAGACACAAGAUGGUGACAGUAGAUUUUAUCUGCUUCACCCUCCCUCCAUCUUUUCUUCUUUGUGUGAUUUCAGUCCAAACAAACGUGACAGCAGCUCAGUUCCUGCCUCUGUCCAUCAGGUUGGCAGGAUGUGAGAGUUUCCUGGUCCUGGAUCAGUUUCACAUCGACACGUGUGGUUGAUGACGUUCACAGUAGAACCUCCUUCAGUCGGAGGAAUCGGCUGCUGUCGUGUUUGUUGGGGCUGAAAACUUGUGUCGGCAGAUGGACAGACACUCGGUCCCUCUUUCAUCAACCCCAUAUGAAAAGAAAAAGGCACUAAAGGGGAAAAACUCAGGCGCUUAACCUCAACACCUGUCCACCUGCUACACCGUCACACCUCCGUCACACCUGAGCCACACCUCCGCUGAUCACCGACGUCCUCCGACAUGAAUCCUGGAUCCAGGCCGGAGUUCUGCCCCAUGUUUAAAAGAGAUGGCACUUGAGCGUGACGUUCAUUCUUAACCUCUACUUUAGACAAAAUAUCUGAACUCAAGGUCCACUUACUUUCAGCUUUCACCACAUCUCAUGCUCUUCAUCUGAGGACUGGAGUGUGCUCAGCUGUAAUCACAUGACCUCAGGCUCAGAAGCUUCAGACCUGGGUCACGUGAUGACACUUGAACAGACUAAAAAGAAGGUUGAAAACUCUGCAGAAAGCCAGUAAGUGUGCCUUGAGUUGACACAGGUAAAGACGCUGUAAAGAUGGUCAGGAUUUUCUCACCUGUGAGCUGCAGCCGUCUCCACACGAGUCUGACACCUGAAAGGUUAAACCUUUGACGUGUUUCCAUCUGAUGCUGAUGAGUCGCCGCCGUCGCCUCGACGUCGAGCUGAGAAACGGUUCCAGGCGUAAAAACUCUGGACGAGAAUCGUUUGAUUUCCUGUUUGUCCGUCCGAACGACAUUUUGUCUUCACCUUUACAGUCAGUAUAUAAACGUGUAGUGAAGGGUUUAUAACGCAGUAAGAUGUGGUUGUAAAGACGCUGCUGUUCAAACUAAACGAUCAGUCCAUCGACGGGAAACUAUUGAUGAACAUGGUUUACUGAUCAGUCGACCUCCUGACCUUCCCUCCAGCUCCACCAUCACGAUGAAAUUUCCACUUUUCAGUUCUUGAAUAAAAACGUGAAAAAUUCUUCCAUGAUCUUUGAGUGUAAAGACGACGUCUGUGUUCCUGUUUGUUCAUGAUGAAAAAAAAAACACGAUACUUUUCUGUCCGACUUUACUUCACUGUGACCGAGUGAAAUAAAACAGGUGUGUGUGUGUGUGGAAAAGAAACGCACCUGCAUUAGUCUUGUAUCCAUGAGGUGACUGUUGAUGUGUCUGUUUCUGUCGUUGUCAGACUUCAGUUUUCCAUCCUCUAAACGUCUGUUUCCUGUUGAUGUGAGUCAGGUGAUCGGCAGGUCGACUGACUGGUCGAAGGCAGUUUGUAGAGUCUGAGGUUUUUGUCGGUGAAUUCAGAUUCGGGGCCUUGAGGUAAACCGGAGGUCCCCGCUUCCAUGUCCAGGUGACCUUUAUUUAACCUUUUAUUUUCCCUCCUCUUCUUCGGGUAAACACGAGCUGCAGUCGUUUGGUUUUGGCUGUAAACUCUGUUGCUUUUAGUCUGUUUUUUUUUUCCCUCUCUCUCUCUCUGCUGUAAAUCCAGUGUUUUGGGUUUUAGGAUGAGUCUCCUCCAGCAGCAGCGUAGGACUCAUGUUUCAGCCAUCCUCUCUCUCUCUCUCUCUCUCUCUCUCUCUCUCUCUCUCUCUCUCUCUCUCUCUCUCUCUCUCUCUCUCUCUCUCUCUCUCUCUCCCUCUCUCUCUCCCUCUCUCUCUCCCUCUCUCUCUCUCCCUCUCCUCCUUUACUCUCUGAUUGUUUGUUCCCUCUGGUCGUGUCCGGCUGAAGCUGCCUGUAGCUAACAGACUGUAGACUGAACACUGUAUCUGCUGGUGAGAUUUUACAUGACUCUGUAACAAUUAACUUUUUAUUAUUUUGUUGACUUUGUGUUGAACUAAUUGGUCGGCCCAGCCUGUUUCUGAUGUACACACUAUGUAGAGAGGUGGACCUGCUGACACGCCACAGGACGGUCCAGCUUUGAAUAGAAAUACUGUGAUGAUGGAGCCUGAUGUGUGAGUGUGGACACGCAGUCAACAUUUGUUUUGAUGAAUAAAAAGGCUGAAUGGAAACUGAA
Molecule: messenger RNA, 5808 nt
Organism: Seriola aureovittata
Lineage: Eukaryota; Metazoa; Chordata; Actinopteri; Carangiformes; Carangidae
Gene: canx
Product: calnexin
Exons: 16
Coding region: 102-2063 (653 amino acids)
Biological process (GO): protein folding
Cellular component (GO): endoplasmic reticulum membrane; endoplasmic reticulum
Molecular function (GO): calcium ion binding
Source: RefSeq, a predicted model, not a curated record